This is a messenger RNA of Exophiala bonariae, 612 nucleotides long. RefSeq lists its product as uncharacterized. Lineage: Eukaryota; Fungi; Ascomycota; Eurotiomycetes; Chaetothyriales; Herpotrichiellaceae. Bases 1 to 612 code for a protein of 203 amino acids. The record is from RefSeq and is a predicted model, not a curated record. The transcript is spliced from 2 exons.
AUGCCAUACUUCCAACCCAAAAGAGAUUUCAUCGAGUGGCUGAAGCAACAGGCCCGCUCAAUUAGCUGGACGGCGAUUAUCAGCGGGCCAUUCUUCGAUCAGGCCUUGAAAAACACUUUCCAUGGCUAUCAGCCACCCAACGAAUUCUAUCUCCUCGAUGAGGGAGACACCCCUUACGGCACUACGAAUCUACACACCAUUGGCCAUGCGCUAUUCAAGAUUUUGUCUGACCCAAAGCAUUUCGGCGAUUCCGCAAAUCGAUACAUCAACAUCCAUUCCCAUAUGACUACCCAGCAAGAGGUCCUUGCAGCCUUAGAGAAGGCAUCAGGACAGCCUUUCAAGAUACACCGUCUGAGCAGUGACACGUUCUACGAUAAUAGCCUCCGCAGGUUUCACAAUGUGAAACCUGGCGAGCCGAAAAUUCUACUCGCUGAAAGAGACAUCAUUCAAUGUAUUACCUAUGGAAAAGGCAAGUUCAAGGGCUUAGGUGAUCCACGCGAUGAGAAUGAUUGGACUGAAAAGCUGGGCCUCCCUGCGGAAGACCUUCUUGAUGAUGUCAAAGCUGUACUUGAUGGCAUCAGGCCGGAGCGAGAUUGGAACCCAAGGGAAUAG